AUAUAUCUGCAGACUCACCACAUUGUUGCAACAGGCAUAAGUCACCAUUAAAGAAGAGAAUUUCCUCCUUCUUCUCUCCUCCUUUUUUUCCCCUUUCCUCUCUGUAAAAUCCUUCUGUCUUUCAAAUUUUUUGUUCUUCUGAAUCUCUUUGCUGUUGUAGUCUUGCAUAUACAAUCUGCAGUUUUCUCAAAUCCUUUGUGAGAAGAACUGAUGAAAGAAAUUGAACCUUUUCUGCGUUCUUGGCAGUCCAUAUCAUCAUUAUCUUCUUCUUCUUGGUCAUCUGGUAUGAGUUUUAACCAAACAGGACCGAUUGGGCUAAACCAACUAACUCCAUCACAGAUCCUUCAAAUCCAGCUUCAAUACUACCAAUUAGCGUCUCCAUUAUCAUCCUAUUUGGGUGCUAAACCAGUGGCGAUGAAGCAGGCGGGGACGCCAUUGAAGCUGCAGGCGAAGCUUUACCGGGGAGUGCGGCAGCGGCAUUGGGGAAAAUGGGUUGCAGAAAUCAGACUUCCCAAGAACCGAUCCAGGCUCUGGCUGGGAACCUUCGACACCGCCGAAGAAGCUGCCAUGGCUUACGACAAGGCGGCGUAUAAACUCAGGGGAGAAUACGCCACCCUGAAUUUCCCCAAUCUCCGGCUGCACUUUUCCCACAACUUCAACCCCCUCCCAUCCUCCGUUGAAGCCAAACUGGACGCCAUUAUUUCCCAGAACCAGGCCAAAACUGGGCAGCCUUGUUUCUUCACCAUGAAAACAGAACCCGCUUCCAGUGGUGGAGAUACCGGAUGCGGGCGUAACCAGAAAGAAACAGAGCCCGUUUCUUAUCAUGGUGGGGAUAUCGAAUGCAGCUAUAACCAGAAAGAAACAGAACCCGCUUCUUACAGUGGAUGCCGCUAUAAUCAGAAAGAAGCAAAACCGGCUUCUUACAGUAAUGGGGAUACCGGGUGCCACUGUAACCGGAAAGAAACAGAAUCCGCUUCUUAUAGUGGUGGGGAUACCGGGUGCCACUAUAACCAGAAAGAAACAAAACCCGCUUCUUACAGUGGUGGAGGUAUGGGAUGCCGCUAUAACCAAAAAGAAACAGAAAUCACUUCUUACAGUGGUGGGGAUAUGGGAUGCUAUAAUCAGACAGAAACAGGACCCGCUUCUUAUAGUGGUGGGGAUGCCGAAUGCUAUAUUAAAAAAGAAACCAAAGUUUGUUAUGGUGGUGGGGAUAACGGAUGUUACACUCAGAAAGAAACAGAAGCUUCUUACGGUGGUGAGUAUACUGAAUACUAUACUCGGAACGAAACAGAAUUAACGUUUCAUAGUGGUGAGAAUAUCGGAUGCUAUACUCAAAAAGAAAUUGGAAUUUCUUAUAGUGGUGAGGAUAUCGAAGCGGCUUCAUCUGAUCAACUGUCAUCAUCUUCACCGGAGUCCGAAAUCACGAUCUUGGAUUUCCUGGAGCCGUGUGAUGAAUUCGAGAAUUUCAUAUUGCAGAAACAUCCGUACGUUGAGAUCCACGACUGGGAAGCGCUGUGAUUACAUACACUAUGUAUAAUCAUUUUCAAGUAAUUAAUGUUUAGUGUUCUUAAUCUGUAGUCCAUGAUUGAUUAGGUUAUGAGUAUGAAGAGAGGAUCCGAUCUGCAAUGAGAUUUUUAACAUCUGCAGAGAUCCAAUCCAUACAUCUAUAGUACUUAAUGUUGUUCAUAGUAUGUUGAUUUUCCACAUGCAAAGGCACUCAAUUUCAAUCAAGAGUAACCAUUGUAUAUGAACUAAAUUUAACCUCUGGAAAAUAUUGACUUUGUGCUUCA
This is a messenger RNA of Ipomoea triloba (trilobed morning glory), 1790 nucleotides long. RefSeq lists its product as uncharacterized. The record is from RefSeq and is a predicted model, not a curated record. Gene Ontology annotation, molecular function: DNA binding; DNA-binding transcription factor activity. Gene Ontology annotation, biological process: regulation of DNA-templated transcription. The transcript has a single exon. NCBI's taxonomy places the organism in Eukaryota, Viridiplantae, Streptophyta, Magnoliopsida, Solanales, Convolvulaceae. Bases 211 to 1518 code for a protein of 435 amino acids.